CUCUCCGCUAAGGAUUCCUGGCUCCCAGUGAGUGAAGAACAGGGCUCAUGGGUGAGCUCUCUCCUGGCUAUCGGAGCAAUGGCCGGAGCGUUCCCCGCCGGAAGCUUAGCCGACAAGCUAGGCCGCAAAAAAGCCCUGCUUCUUCUCGCGGGGCCAUUUCUUCUUUCCUGGACGAUGAUAAUCUUCGCCAAAAGCGUGUGGGUGCUCUACAUAGCAAGGUUCGUCGGCGGAAUUUCUGUAGGAGCGUCUUGUGUCCUAGUUCCUACUUACAUCGCCGAGAUAGCUUCUCCCUCGGCUCGUGGUACUCUAGGGGCUAUUUUUCAGCUGUUUCUCGCUUUUGGAAUUGUUCUGACCUUUGUUCUAGGCUCGACGGUGUCUUAUACUGUUUUAGGGAUUCUUUGUGGACUAGUUGAAGUUAUUUUUAUCGCUGCUUUCUUCUGGAUGCCUGAAUCACCAAUGUGGCUUGUGGGACAAGGAAGAAAACCCGAAGCUUCAAUAGCUCUCGGAGUAUUCCGAGGCGACGGGUACGACACCUAUGAAGAAAUAUCCGAAAUGCAGAGAGAAGUUGAAGAAAAUACAACAAAAAAAAGCUCUGUAUUUGAUUUAAUAAAAACUUCAGGAGCUAGAAAAGCUGUGUUAGCUUCUUUUGGAUUAAUGGCGUUCCAACAAUUAUCAGGAGUCAACGCUGUUAUUUUUUACACCGUAACAAUAUUCAAAGCAGCUGGCAGUAGUUUAAAUUCAGAUGUCGCUGCGAUAAUUGUCGCUUUGGUUCAAGCAGUGAUGGCAGGAGUAGCAGCAUUAAUUGUCGACCGAUCUGGAAGAAAACCUCUAUUAAUAUUCUCUUCUUCUUUCAUGGCAAUUAGCCUAGUAGCUCUUGGAUUAUAUUUUAACCUCAAAGAUGGCGGUAAAGAUGUUUCUAACCUCGGAUGGUUACCUCUUGUAUCUCUAACUCUUUUUAUGAUUGCAUUUUCUGUUGGUCUCGGACCCAUUCCUUGGAUGAUAAUGGGCGAAUUAUUCACCACAGAAACAAAAGCCAUGGCUUCGGGAUUAGCCGUAAUGCUAAAUUGGUUUUUAGUAUUCCUUGUCACUAAAACAUUCCCAUCUAUGAAAGAACAAUUGGGCGCUGCAGUUACUUUUUGGGUGUUUGCUGGAAUAAUGGUAGUCGCAACCGUCUUUGAAUAUUUCUUCGUUCUGGAAACAAAGGGAAAAACAUUACAAGAAAUACAAACAAACAUCGCCGUGGUUGCUGGAGGCGCUACUCUGGGAUGGACUAGUCCGAUUUUGUUGAUGCUAAAAAAAGACCCGGUGAGUCCUGACAAUCCUAUAGGAAGACCUAUUAGUGAAGACGAAGCGUCUUGGAUUGGAUCGCUGACUCCAGUCGGUGCGUUGGUUGGUGGUUUUUUCGCUGGAUACUUAGCUGAAACGUUUGGAAGACGCACAACCUUACUAUCAAGUGUAAUACCUUCAACCCUAGGAUGGAUUCUAAUAGCGACAGGACAAAGCGUAGAAAUGUUCUACGUCGCAAGGUUCAUUUUUGGCGUAGCUUUGUCCAUUUCCUUUGCUGUCCUGCCAAUGUACUGCGGUGAAAUCGCAGAAACUUCAAUUCGAGGAAUUCUCGGGUCAUUUUUGCAAUUGUUUAUUACUGUAGGCUUACUGUGGGCCUACAGUAUUGGUCCAUAUGUUUCUUACACAAGUUUUUGGAUAUCUUGUGCAGCUUUGCCCAUCGCUUUCUUCGUUUUGUUCUUCACGAUGCCAGAAUCGCCAUAUUACUUAGCAGCUAAGGGUCGCAAAGAAGAUGUCAUCAGCGCUCUAGUAAGAUUGCGGGGAAAAAGUAAAGAUGCGGUACGUGCUGAAGCUGAUGAAAUAGAGACAACUGUUCGAGAUGCUUACAAUAAAGAAGCGAAGAUAACAGACCUGUUCACGAUCAAGGCCAAUUUCAAAGCGCUAAUUUUCACGUGCUUGCUGGUAAUUUUUCAACAGAUGACAGGUAUUAAUGUUGUUCUGUUCUAUUCAGAGAAUAUUUUCGCUAGCGCGGGUAACAGCGGAAUCAGUUCUUCAAUCGAGACGAUAAUUGUCGGAAUUGUUCAAUUUCUUGCUUCCGGUGUGACACCACUGGUGGUUGACAGACUGGGAAGAAAGAUACUUUUAAUUAUUUCCGGAACGGGAACAGCUAUAAGUCUAGGAAUUCUUGGAUUGUUUUUUUAUCUGAAAGACGAAGCCAAAAAUGACGUGAGUAAUAUUGGCUGGCUGCCAAUAGCUUCAUUGAUAAUCUUCAUCGCUACGUACAGCAUCGGUUGGGGUCCGCUUCCUUGGACAGUUAUGGGUGAAAUGUUCUCCACGGAAGUUAAAUCCAAGGCCUCGGGGAUAGUUGUCUUUGCCUGCUGGUUUUUGGGAUUCUUGAUCACCAAGUACUUCAGCAAUAUCGCGGCAGCGUGGGGACAAUACACUGCCUUCUGGCUCUUUGGAGUUUUCUGCGUCCUAAGUGUCCUGUUCACAGUAUUUAUUUUGCCGGAAACUAAAGGUAAGUCCCUGCAAGAAAUCCAAGACGAGCUCAGUGGAACUAUGAAUUUAUGUGUGAUGGGAGGCGGUGCGAUAAUGGUUUGGUCGAGUCCAAUUUUGCUGAUGCUCCAAAGUGAUCCAGUGGAAGAAGAUAACCCGCUUGAUCGACCAAUUACUGACGAAGAAGCGUCCUGGAUUGGAGCAUUGUCUCCAAUGGGUACUCUAGUGGGAUGUCUCUUCCCAGGAUACUUGGCUGAGAAGUUGGGAAGACGAACUACUUUAUUGUGUAGCAUAAUACCUAUGGCAGUAAGCUGGGCGCUUAUUUUCACAGGAAAAAGUAUUGAAUUCUUGUAUGCGGCCAGAUUUAUUGGAGGCCUAGCGGUUGCUAUAUCAUUUGGAGUAAUACCAGUUUACUGCGGCGAAAUCGCGGAACCUUCAAUUCGAGGAAUACUCGGUUCAUUUUUCCAAAUAUUCAUUACCUUCGGUCAACUGUGGGCUUACAGUAUUGGUCCGUUUGUCUCGUACAUGAAUUAUUGUAUCGCUUGUGCUGUCUUGCCAAUCGCUUUCUUCAUCACCUUCUACCCAAUGCCCGAAUCGCCGUACUACUUGGCGGCAAAAAGUCGCAAGGAAGAUGUCAUCAGAGUGUUGAUGAGACUAAGAGGAAAAAAAAGAGAAGAAGUUGAAAUGGAAGCUAAUGAAAUCGAGGUUUCCGUUCAAGAAGCUUACAACAAACAAGCAACAAUAUUGGAUUUGUUUAAAGUAAAAGCCAAUUUAAAAGCGCUUAUUGCUACGUGCGCACUGAUUAUUUUUCAACAGAUGAGCGGAAUUACAGUUAUUGUUCUUUACUCGGAGCUUAUCUUUUCAAGCGCUGGAGAAUUUGGCUUAAGUUCAUCCGUUCAGUCAAUUAUUGUAAGACUGGUUCAAUUUCUGGGCACCUGUAUCAAUCCUUUCGUUGUUGACAGACUGGGGCGCAAAAUCCUAUUAAUUAUAUCCAGCUCAGGCGCCGGUUUAAGUCUGGUUGGGAAGACGAACCACUUUAUUGUCUAG
Molecule: messenger RNA, 3546 nt
Organism: Cotesia congregata
Lineage: Eukaryota; Metazoa; Arthropoda; Insecta; Hymenoptera; Braconidae
Source: the annotation of a GenBank genome assembly